Messenger RNA from Hemiscyllium ocellatum (epaulette shark), 1164 nucleotides. It is a transcript of the gene mettl27, whose product is annotated as methyltransferase like 27. The coding region runs from base 367 to 1065 and encodes 232 amino acids. The record is from RefSeq and is a predicted model, not a curated record. Gene Ontology annotation, molecular function: S-adenosylmethionine-dependent methyltransferase activity. The transcript has 7 exons. Lineage: Eukaryota; Metazoa; Chordata; Chondrichthyes; Orectolobiformes; Hemiscylliidae.
AUCCAUGUUGAGUAACUUUUUCACUUGGUCUACACAGAUCACAAGGUUUUAGAUUAGAUUACUUACAGUGUGGAAACAGGCCCUUCAGCCCAACAAGUCCACACCGACCCGCCGAAGCGCAACCCACCCAUACCCCUACAUUUACCCCUUACCUAACACUACGGACAAUUUAGCAUGGCCAAUUCACCUGACCCGCACAUCUUUGGACUGUGGGAGGAAACCGGAGCACCCGGAGGAAACUCACGCAGACACGGGGAGAACGUGCAAACUCCACACAGUCAGUCGCCUGAGUCGGGAAUUGAACCCGGGUCUCAGGCGCUGUGAGGCAGCAGUGCUAACCAUUGUGCCACUGUGCCACCCACCAGAAUGGCAGCCAAUCAAAGAACAUUUACAGAUGUACAGAGAACUGUUCUCUCUGCUCAUAAGGAGUCCACGACUGAAGAUAAGAUGUCCUUUUAUGACAGUUGGUCUGAACUCUAUGAACAGGAUAUGAUAAUUCUGGAUUAUCGUGCUCCUGUCAUGGUCGCAGAAAGUCUAGCAGCAGUAAUUCAUGAAGAUCGCGAUAAGGCAUUGGUCUUGGAUGUUGCCUGCGGAACUGGGCUUGUUGCUAAACAGUUGCAAAGAUUUGGUUUUCGUAACUUUCAUGGCAUGGAUGGUAGUCAAGAAAUGUUGGAAUUAGCACGGUCCAAAUCAAUAUACCAAACACUUCAGAAAUGUGUGCUGGAUUCUGAGUUGCUACCAGCAUCUUCAGACAGUUAUGAUGUUGUUGUGAUUGUUGGGGCAUUAAGUGGAGGGCAGGUGCCAUUUGCUAUCCUUCCUGAACUCCAUCGUGUUACCAAACCAGGGGGCUUUGUGUGCAUGACUACCCGAAGCAAUACCUCAAAUCAACUCUACAAAAAACAGCUCCAGGCUGUCAUAGAGCAAAUGGAACAAAAUGGAUUGUGGGAAAGAAUUACAGUGCAAGAAAUAGAACAUUGGGAAAAAGCAAUAGCUGAAUGUGAAGCUGAACAAGGUUCUACAUACAUCUCUGGGACUAUCUAUUUGUACCGAAAAUCAAGGAAUUAGGAUUAAAUUUCUACCUGAGAAUAAUUAAACCAAAUCUUCAUUGAGGCUCUGUCGCUUCAGCAUGGAAUUUAAUUCAUUCUGACCAGUCAGAUGUUUGUA